CAUUUUUUAUGGAGAUCAUCAUUAAGUUAAACAGCUGAUUGAAAUGCAGAGGGGUGUGGUGAAGGUCUAGUUGCCAUCCAGCGGAACACGCCUAAAUCCUGAAUUUCUAAAGAAUUUGUUUGUGAAAUACUUACAGAUGAUUUUCCAAUACUUUUGACCGCUUCCUGACCAUAAACGAACACCAUGUGGUACCUAAUAGUUACAGCGAGGAGCCUGAUAUGGAUGCUGCUUGCCCUAUUCUCCUCUCUGCUACUGCUAACCUCCCUCCUGAGCCCUUCUUGGCUUGUGGCGGCCCCAGAAACCAUCACAGUUGGCAACGAAACCAUCAAAUUCAGACCCAGCUUGGGGAUCUACGCCAAAUGUGGGAAGCCCAUAGGAAAUACCUACCCCAUUUGUACUCUGCUCGCAGUUCGGGGGUUGAGCGCUGAUCCACAUAUUUAUCCAAAUGUUUGGAAAGCGGGGACUGUGUUUCUGGCUAUGGGUAUAUUCGUCAUGUCCUUGACUGUGUGUACCGGCUUGAUGAGUUGCUGUUUCCAAAGCAUCUGCAAGAAGAGCAUUUUCAACAUAUCGGGGGCUGCACAAGCAAUCGCAGGGAUCUUCUACAUCAUCGCAGUUAUGCUCUACCCAACGGCCUGGGGAAUCUCGAAGGUGCAAAAACUAUGCGGCAGGGACGCUUCUCCUUUCUAUCCAGGCGAUUGUUCUCUGGGCACCGGACUCUGGUUAGCGAUUAUCGGGACUGUUUUGACUUUUGUGUCCGCCUGCUUGUCGGCGUCAGCAGAAAAGUCCACUAGCAGCGACAAGGUUCAGGACAAGAUUUAUGAAGGGCAGACGCUUAUAUGUUUGACAUAGGAAAUAGGUAUCGGAUACGUACUCUCGGAUGCUGUCCAGCAAGUAUGGCUCGUUUUCGGACGGUUGGAAAGUCAGCAUGGGAAAACUGUUGGCGAAGUGCACUACGUGUUGGCCUGUUCCGGAAGAGAUCUCCAAUACGCUGCCCCGCUUCAAUCUGUCGAAGUAUUUCAGUAGGCUUUGUAGGAUGGGCGUCUUGUUCCUGUCCGUUGCGGGAUAGUAUAUUUUCCUGCUGGAAAUUUGUGCCUUCAGUUAACAUAUCGAAGCGAAAUUUUGGAAUGCGAGCGUACUGUAUAACUGUGCUAUACGGUGUGUCUCAGUUUUGCAAGACAAUAUUAUUGAAACUUCUUUGCUAACUAAUCACGAAUUGAUGGAUAU
Molecule: messenger RNA, 1224 nt
Organism: Leptinotarsa decemlineata (Colorado potato beetle)
Lineage: Eukaryota; Metazoa; Arthropoda; Insecta; Coleoptera; Chrysomelidae
Product: LHFPL tetraspan subfamily member 2a protein
Cellular component (GO): membrane
Source: RefSeq, a predicted model, not a curated record